CGGGAGGUUGGCGGGGCAGGGAGCGGCGGUCCCAGCCCGCCCUGGCCCGGUGUUGCCCCUCCCCCCCCUUUCCACCAUGUCGCCCUCGCGGCCCGGCCCCCUGAGGCCCCGCGCCCGGGGCUGAUCCGCCCCGCCCUCCCCGAGCCGGGUGCGGCGGAGCCCGCCAUGGCCGGGGCCAUCGCGUCCCGCAUGAGCUUCAGCUCGCUGAAGAGGAAACAGCCCAAGACCUUCACGGUGCGCAUCGUCACCAUGGACGCCGAGAUGGAGUUCAGCUGCGAGGUGAAGUGGAAAGGGAAGGAUUUGUUUGACUUAGUAUGCAGGACGCUAGGACUCCGGGAAACCUGGUUCUUUGGACUUCAGUACACAAUCAAGGAUACUGUGGCAUGGCUCAAAAUGGACAAGAAGGUCCUUGAUCAUGAUGUUCCGACAGAAGAGCCAGUCACUUUUCACUUCCUAGCCAAAUUUUACCCUGAGAAUGCUGAGGAGGAGCUGGUUCAGGAGAUCACACAACACUUGUUCUUUCUGCAGGUAAAGAAGCAGAUUUUAGAUGAGAAGAUCUACUGUCCACCUGAGGCAUCUGUUCUUCUGGCCUCCUAUGCUGUCCAAGCCAAGUAUGGAGAUUAUGAUCCCAGUGUUCAUAAGCGGGGCUUCUUGGCACAAGAGGAGCUGCUUCCAAAACGGGUAAUAAACCUUUACCAGAUGACUCCAGAGAUGUGGGAGGAAAGAAUAACAGCAUGGUAUGCAGAGCAUCGAGGCAGAGCAAGAGAUGAAGCUGAAAUGGAAUAUUUGAAGAUAGCUCAGGACUUGGAGAUGUAUGGAGUGAACUACUUUGCAAUAAAGAAUAAGAAGGGCACUGAACUGUUACUUGGUGUUGAUGCCCUGGGGCUUCACAUUUAUGACCCAGAAAACAGACUGACCCCCAAAAUCUCUUUUCCAUGGAAUGAGAUCCGGAACAUCUCUUACAGUGAUAAAGAGUUUACGAUUAAGCCAUUGGACAAAAAGAUUGAUGUCUUUAAGUUCAAUUCAUCAAAACUGCGUGUGAACAAGCUGAUUCUUCAGCUGUGUAUUGGAAAUCAUGACUUAUUCAUGAGAAGAAGAAAGGCAGACUCAUUGGAAGUCCAGCAGAUGAAAGCACAGGCCAGGGAAGAGAAAGCCAGGAAGCAGAUGGAACGACAGCGUCUGGCCCGGGAGAAGCAGAUGAGGGAAGAGGCAGAGCGAACAAGGGAUGAGUUAGAGAGGAGGCUUUUGCAGCUAAAAGAAGAGGCCACAAUGGCCAAUGAGGCUCUGAUGAGAUCUGAAGAGACAGCGGAUUUGCUGGCUGAAAAAGCCCAGAUCACAGAAGAGGAGGCCAAGCUCCUGGCUCAGAAAGCAGCUGAGGCAGAACAGGAGAUGCAGCGAAUCAAAGCCACAGCCAUCCGGACAGAAGAGGAGAAACGCUUGAUGGAACAGAAGGUGCUGGAAGCAGAGAUGUUGGCCCUGAAAAUGGCAGAAGAAUCAGAGAGAAGGGCAAAGGAGGCUGAUCAGCUAAAACAGGACCUUCAGGAAGCCCGUGAGUCAGAGCGGAGAGCAAAGCAAAAACUCUUGGAGAUCACCAGCAAGUCAUCCUACACACAGCCGAUGAACUCGAGCACGACAACACUUCCUGCUGAUCUGCCAAGUUUCAUCAGUGAGAGUCUGUCCUUUGACUUCAAGGAUACUGAUAUGAAGAGACUUUCCAUGGAAAUAGAAAAAGAGAAGGUGGAGUACAUGGAGAAGAGCAAGCAUCUGCAGGAGCAGCUGAAUGAGCUGAAGACAGAGAUUGAGGCAUUGAAGCUAAAAGAGAGAGAGACAGCUUUGGAUAUAUUGCACAGUGAGAAUGCCGACCGAGGCAACAGCAAGCACAACACCAUUAAAAAGCCUCAAGCCCAGGGCAGAAGACCUAUCUGCAUUUGAGACUGCAAACUCACCUUGCAGAGCACCAAGUCCCGUGUGGCCUUCUUUGAGGAGCUGUAGGAGGUGAACCAACCACUCUGCACUGCUGCUUCCACCAAGCCAGCCGGAACCGCUCUGACCAAGGAUACGUAUGCACAUGCCACUGGCUAGGGAGCCAGGUUUGAGCUCUUCCACUCGCCAGCUGGGUGCAGUCUGGGACGUGGUGCCAUUCAUGUGCAAUGGACUUGGUCCAUCAGCUGUCCAAGGAUUUCAGCAUUUAUGUUCUCUAGCUUAGUAUAUAUUAAUGCCCUGUAGUUUUUAACUAUCUGCCCUCUUCUUUUAUAAUGUAGAGCCGUGCUAUCCCCUGCAGUCUUUUUAACGGCAUUUUACUUGGUCAUGACUCUUGCAUGACUGUUUUGGGAGAUGACAGGGUAGGAAUGAACAUGUACAUGGGAAGAGACUCCUUUCCCACCAGCCCUGGUUCGGGGGUCACCAUAAAUGCCGUGUUCUCCUGCAAGCAAAGAUGUGGCAUGGCUGGCAGUUCCUGGGGGCACAUCUGCUCCUGGCCAGAUGACCACAAAUGUCAGCCUGAUUUCAGAGGGGCCGAGUGCCUCUGGGACCCCUUGCGAACACAGCCUGCUAUGAUGCAGUUCUGUAGGGCAGCCUUACCUUAGAGUGUGCUCAGGCUGGGUUACACCAUCUCUAAAAGAACCUUGCAGGAAUAGAUCAAAGAUAAACAGUGAUAGCAAUUGGAGGCUUAUGGAGACUUCUGUUUAAGGCAAGAGUGAAGCAAUUGAAGCUGUUUACCUUAGGCAGGAGAGAGUGAAAGUACACAGCAGUGAAUAUGGGAGGGAGGACGGGAUCACUUCUUCUCUUAAAGCAUAAGAAUGAGUCAGUGGUUAGUUGAAUUGGAUGAUGGCAUACUCAAAGCUGGCCAAAGAAACUACCUUCUCAACUUGUGCAAUGGGUCUGUGAAACUCUGCUAAAAAUGUCAUUGAGGGCCAUGAGAAUACCAGGCUUUAGCUGGAUACAAAACCAGCCAAUUCUGACACAAAAUGUUACAAGGUUGAGCUCCAAGCCUCUGUUAAGGGAGGAGCCCCUCGAUCGCUAGAAACCAGAGGUUGUUUUUUGGGCGGGCAAGUCAUCCCUUAGCUGCAUACUACACAGUUGUUUUGCGUUCUUUGGAAGCAUAUGGUUCAUGCCAUUGUUGAGGACAGAAUACUGGACUAGGGAUAUGUCUGUAUCGUCCCUGUGGCGGUCCCCAACCCACUGCCAACUGACUUGCUCUCUGCACUUGCUGCAUGGUGAUGUCCUGUUGCAAGGUUGCUUUUUGGCACAGACCGAGGGAUGCUCUUAGUCUUGGGCAAGCCCCUGGGAGCAGCUCUGGGUGUGUCUAGCACUGCUCCGACAGUAAAGACAUGCAGCAUGUGUGGGGCAGGAGCUUAUGGGAGUAGCUUGCUUUUCCACCGCCCACUCGGGAUCAUCAUGGAGACCCUACGCACAUCCCAAGGUGUACUGCUGAGCUGACCUGUUUAUACAUGCUCCUGUUCAUGAGAAUUGCAGCUGCUCAGCCUCUUUGCAAACCUCUGCCCUUGUUCUUUUGUCACCUCAGAUAGCACAGAGAGCUGGACCUCUGCUGCUGUAGCCUCUCCUGGCUGUUGAAUCCUGCUGAGCCCAUGCAAUAGGAGCAAGGUGGCUUUGUCUGGUGCAGAGUCUGUGAUUUCCUCUCUCUUAAGGAGCAUGCUAUGAGUACUUGUGGCUCCUGUGGCCACCCUGGCACAGAGCCACACAAGAGAUUUGUCCUGAUGUGGCCAUGGUGGGAUUGGCUGUUAAGUGAAAGGGGUGAAAUAGCUUUCUAGGUAGCCAAAUGAAUGAGGUCAGUGGGGGCCUCACCUGAAAAGAGCAGACCCAGGCUACCUCCUACCCUUGGGAGAAGAAUAAUGCCUGUCACAUGCUUGGCCAACCCCCUGCCUCCUGUGCCAAGACUAACUCCAAUCAGCCUUUUUGCUUUGUUUUCUCUGUGUUGGGGGAUGUGCAUGGAUAGGUGCUAGGAAUCAUGUUUACAAUUGAUCUCCCAGGCUGGAUUGCCCUUCACGAACUUCAGAGCCUUGCCCUUGAAUGAUGGCUUCUCAUCCCCCACCCAUGCUGAACUCCCUGCCCAUAAGAGGCUGCUCUCCCAUAACAUCCCACUGGUCCCAUUAUUAUUACAUUCUACUUUGGUAUAAAGCUUUCCAGCCAGACAGAACAGAGCAGCUUCUUAUGUGUUAACCCAUGUGUUGGCCUUGAAUCCAGGGGCAAAGUAGUCCCACAUCUAUAGCAGACCUGGGGAUACUUUGAGUUUUGACAAAUAGGAUCCUUCCCAGCUACCCAGUGUCAGUGCUGCCCAUGUUUACCUGGUGAGAGCAGUCAUAGAGCUAUAUGUAUAUCCUGCUUAUCAUUGCAGUUGCCUUUUAAAAGAUUUCAGUGGUCUAUUGGUACCCACAAAGAAACCUGUGAGCUUGUGUAGGUGGCAGCCUGCUUUUGUGUAGUAUAGGUAUUGGUCACAAGAUGCCUCCAUGGUGUUGAGCCUACUUAUACCUCACUCUGGAAACAAGAUACUAUUUUGGAGCGUGUUGCUUUUUGUAGUGUUCGCAGGGGAAGGAGGCAGAGCAGGUGCCCAGCUAUCCAGCUGCAGAGUCCAACUCUGGGUCCUGGGCUACUGCCAGGUCCCCACUGGGACCCUUGCAUCCACCCACAGACCCCAGAAACAGUGCCAUCACAUUUACUGAAAGGCUGGGCUUGUGUCCUGGUGCAGCCUAGAAGCACUGAAGAGCAAUUCACCAUGAGCAGCCUGAUGGCUAGAGCUGUGAAUCCCAGCCCCUCUGCAGCCAAUGGAAGUUUGACACUUCUUUUGAGGGAGCCAGUAUUUCUCUCAGAGUUUUCAGUUAAUACACUGGGGCAAGUUCAACCCACAUGCUGCCUGCCAGCAUUUAACAUCCCUUAACACUGCUCCCCACAGCAUUUGCACAGACUUUUAACCCUGGGCACUUGGACAAUCCUGUGAAGUCCAGCGUGAUCCUCAACUGGAUACGAAUUGCAGUCUGUUUUGCUUACAUGUGAGGUUUGACUGGGCAUCUCUGGGGAGACUGGCUAAUGACUUUUGGAAUUGAAGCAAAUUUCCUAUGGAGAUGGGUGAGGAGGUGUUUUUUCCCUUGCCCAUUUCCCCUUUCAAAAUCCAAGCACUUUCCUUCAGUAACACUAACAGUGAUGGCCUACCUGUCCACACUCUGCAAGCAGCAAAAACACUAAUGAUCCCACUUUAACCAGCACAACUAUCCUGCUUCCCCAUACCUCCAUUUUUUUUUCUUUCCACAACUGUCUGUUUUAACCACAAAGGAUUAAAGGAUCACAUUCAUCCCAGCGGUGACUUCAGGCAAGGUCUGGUUGUGAUGGCUUUGGCCCUGAGGUUCAGCUGAUGGCUCAGUCCGCCAUAUCUCUUCUGGCUUUUAGCAGAUCAUGUCCUGACAUCUUUUUUUUUAAUUGAGAAGGUCCCUGAUUUUUAUUGAAUCCCCUCCUAUUUGAGAAUGUAUGUGUCUGAAAUUCAGAUAUACAGUAGCCCUUUUCCUUGGACAGGGGCCAGUACAUAAGGCCCUUUUUCUAUUCCCAUGGAUUGUUUCAAAGAAUUGAUUGUUUUCUCAUUUGUUUUAAUAAAAACUCAAAGCAC
This is a messenger RNA of Alligator mississippiensis (American alligator), 5614 nucleotides long. It is a transcript of the gene NF2, whose product is annotated as NF2, moesin-ezrin-radixin like (MERLIN) tumor suppressor. The transcript is spliced from 17 exons. The record is from RefSeq and is a predicted model, not a curated record. NCBI's taxonomy places the organism in Eukaryota, Metazoa, Chordata, Crocodylia, Alligatoridae. Gene Ontology annotation, molecular function: actin binding; cell adhesion molecule binding. Gene Ontology annotation, biological process: positive regulation of early endosome to late endosome transport; regulation of gliogenesis; regulation of cell shape. Gene Ontology annotation, cellular component: adherens junction; cytoskeleton; apical part of cell. The coding region runs from base 166 to 1932 and encodes 588 amino acids.